This is a messenger RNA of Drosophila ananassae, 1702 nucleotides long. RefSeq lists its product as uncharacterized. The record is from RefSeq and is a predicted model, not a curated record. Bases 183 to 1391 code for a protein of 402 amino acids. Lineage: Eukaryota; Metazoa; Arthropoda; Insecta; Diptera; Drosophilidae. The transcript is spliced from 7 exons.
UACAUAAACCUAAUCAUGCGCAGAAGUUUUAUCUUUAUCAGUAUAAGUACAUGUUAUGGUUGUUCCAGAAUUGCAAACGGAUUUACGCUGAGAAGAUGUAAAAAUCCGUGCCUGUCAAGAACGUGAAAGUAUUCAGCUGCCGAAUUCCAUUGGAGACCCAGAGUGUCAUUGCAUUCGAAACAAUGGACUGCCAUCAUCGCAUUGAAGUUCCCUUGCGGGCUGGGGGCAAGAAAAUGAAAAAACGAAGGGAGCUGGACGCCCUGAUAGCUCAAUCCUCUUCCAAAAGAGGCACCAGACGAACUGGCGCCGGAGGAGCCACACAUUCCCAGGACAAGUUGCUGUCGGUGUCCACGGAUGACCCUGAGGAUUACGCAUGGACGAAUGUCGCUGGAUCCAGUCGUCGGAGUCACAGGAAAAUAGCCUAUUUCCGCAUGUGCGGACCCGUCCUAUUGGGCGUCAUAGGCAUUCUAACAGUGACCAUCUUAUAUUGGCUCUACUUCGAUCUGCGCCAGCAACUUUCCGAUUAUCGUCAGAAAAUCGAAGAGGUAUCGGCCAUGAGCAAAAACUUUCCGGACACCCUCCAAAAAUGGCAUGAGACUUCGUCAUUCCUUUUGAAAAAUCAAACUGCAGUUAUUUCGGAAAUCAACGACCUCCAGAAAACCGUGGAGAGCUUGCGAAAUAACUUCAGCAGUCUCGAGGCCGUGGUGGCGGCCCAAAGAAACCACGGCAAGGACGAGAAACUGGUGGCAGACUUUGGUGCCAAGAUUGAAGCUGUUGCCACCGACAUAGAAGCAAUUAAGGAGCACUACAACAAGUACAUCGAAGUCCAGAAGGCACUUCAGGCCGAAACGGAAGCCCUGAAGGUCAAUCUAUCGCAAUUACCAACGCUACAAGCAAACGCUUUACCUGCUAACUUAUCGGAAGAUAUUGCCGCGCUUAACAAAACCACCAUUGAGUCUUUUAAAAUAUUAAGAAACGAUCUUAAAGACGUUAACAAUACUUUAAGUCAAACAACGAAAAUUCUUGGUGAAGAACUAUCCCUCCAUAAAACUAAAAUAGACGACUUGCUGGAUCGCUCAGAGAACAUAACAUCCCAUGUGGCAACUAUAAGUAACAGUUGGCCGGAAUACAAACAAAAAGUAACCAGCUUUGAUGAAUCGUUAGAUAAAAUUGAAAAAGAGAUAACGCUUACAAACAGCAAGAAUAAUAUGCUUGCCGCCUCGAUGGAUCAGCUAAAGAACUUUUGCAUUCAGAGCAUGGGUCCGAAAAUAGCGCCCAAAGGUGAAGAUAGUUCAGUAAUCCCCAAGUCUGAAGUGAUUGCCUCUAAUCAGGAAUUUAAAAAGCCGCCUGCAAAUGCCACAGAAACUCUACAGGAAGCUUUGAAACUGUAGACAGCUCUUGUUUUUUUUUAUUCUACGAUGCCUGUUGUAUUACCAAAUUUGAUCUAUUUCGUAUAUAGACAUUAGGCCCUCGGGGGUGCCAUGUGUCAAAGUCACAGCCAACGAUUACUAAAUAUAACAUUUAACACACGACAGCUGCUAUGUACAUAAGGUUCAAAGAGCUAUUUAAUAAUGACAAAUAGAAUGAAGAUGUGCACGUGUGAUUUCAGUUAAGUUUACUCUUAAAGUCCGUUUUAGACAAAGUAAUUGUACAUAAGAUUGUGAAAUAAGUUUUAAGCCAAUAUUAUUCACUUUAGAAACAC